AUGGCUGCCAAGGAGAAACGUCCUGAGAUCAUUGAGAUCUCCAAGGGGUUGCAGGGAAUUCCUGCAUGCGAGGACUACGACCGUAUGAUAUCAGGAAUGAUGUACAAUCCCAUGAUUCCGCAGUUGCUUGAGGCACGUCAUCGCUGCCGAGGACUGGCUGCAGACUACAACAAUCUUGACACGAAGACCGUGACCUACGACAAGAUCGGUGACGUGCGUUUGGAACUGCUACGAAAGGUCGUUGGCAGAGUUGGAGACGGCACAUUCAUUGAGCCCCCCUUUCUGCCUGAUUACGGCAGCAAUAUCAGCAUUGGCAAGGAUUGCUUCUUCAACUGGAAUCUAACAAUCCUGGAUACCAGUCUCGUAGUCAUCGGCGAUCGAGUGCAAAUCGGCACUGGCGUGAGUCUGAUCACAGCAGGUCACGAUACCAGCAUUCUUUCGCGACGCAAGUUCGUCGAAUUCGGCCACCCAAUCUUCAUCGAGGACGACUGCUGGAUUGGAAGUAACGUGAUUGUCCUACCGGGCGUUCGAAUCGGCCAGGGAUGUACCAUCGGAGCUGGAUCAGUCGUCACAAAGGACAUUCCACCCUUCUCAGUCGCCGUUGGAACGCCAUGUCGAGUAAAGAAAAUGAUUCGGUCGGCAGAGGAGGAAGAACAGGACCCCUGUAAUGAAUACCGCAACCUUGUUCGUGAGGACCGAUAG
Molecule: messenger RNA, 702 nt
Organism: Penicillium antarcticum
Lineage: Eukaryota; Fungi; Ascomycota; Eurotiomycetes; Eurotiales; Aspergillaceae
Product: sugar O-acetyltransferase
Exons: 3
Coding region: 1-702 (233 amino acids)
Molecular function (GO): acetyltransferase activity
Source: RefSeq, a predicted model, not a curated record